CAGGCAGAGGAAGUGAUAAAAACCACCUGAAAGAAGAAACAGAGGCACGGGUGGAAUUGUCCACAGCUGCAUGUCCACUGCCACACAGCCUUGCUCUUUGAUCUCAAGACUUUUGCUUGGAAGAGAAUUGGAUUUGAGCACUUUCUGGGGAACAUACUCCAGACUUCCCUGGCAUGCCUCAGCCCUGGCUGGUGACACUUAGCUGCCUUGCAGUCUCUCUCCUCCUCCCCUCAGCUUUUGGCAUUCGAAGAAGAGAAGCCUGCAACUGCAAUGGGAAAUCCAGGCUGUGCAUGUUCGACAAUGAGCUACACAGACGAACUGGAAAUGGAUACCGGUGUCUCAACUGUGUCGACAACACAGAGGGAGACAACUGUGAGCAGUGUAAGGAGGGCUUCUAUCGCCAGCGUCAUCAAAAUCAUUGUGUGCCCUGCAGUUGCAGUCCCACAGGUUCUAUCAGUGUAUACUGUGAUAACCAUGGACGGUGCCACUGCAAACCUGGUGUGACAGGUGAUAAAUGUGACCGUUGCCAGCACAAUUUCCAUUCCUUCUCAGAAUCUGGCUGCACAGCUGCUGAGCAAAUACAGGUCUCCCGGUGUGGUUGUGAUCCAGCUGGUAGCACAGGGCAAUGUAUUUCAGGACGUUGUAUCUGCAAAGCAGCGGCUGCCGGAGAUCGAUGUGACAGUUGCAAGCAAGGCUAUUAUAACCUAGAUGCAGGAAAUCCGGAGGGUUGCUCUCAGUGCUUCUGUUAUGGACACUCAACGAAAUGCUCCAGCGCAGAAAAUUAUAGCAUCCAUAAAAUCACCUCUACCUUUCAGCAAGGUGAUGAGGGCUGGCAGGCUCAAGGAAACAGAUCCCCUUUGCAGCUCCAGUGGUCUUCACAUCAUAAAGAAGUUUAUGUGUCAGCAAGAAGGCCAGAUCCUGUCUACUUUGUGGCUCCAGCCAGGUUCCUUGGAAACCAGCAACUGAGUUAUGGCCAGAAGCUGUCAUUUGAUUAUCGCGUGAACCGACCUGGGCGUCAUCCUUCACAGCAUGAUGUAGUCUUGGAAGGAGCUGGUUUGAAAGUCACUGCCCCUCUCAUGCCUAAUGGGAGGAUGCUGCCUUGUAGAGCCAGCAAGACUUACACAUUCAGGUUGGAUGAGCACCCAAGUAGCAACUGGAGCCCUAGGCUGCGCGGCGUAGAGUAUCGUCGGUUAAUUGGGAACCUGACAGCUCUUCGGAUCAGAGCCACUUAUGGAGAAAGCACAGGGUACCUCAGUAAUGUCGUUUUGGUUUCGGCGCAGCAAACCUCUGGCACUCCAGCACCCUGGGUGGAGAAAUGUGUAUGUCCAGUUGGAUACCAGGGCCAGUUCUGUGAGAAAUGUGCCCCAGGGUACAAGAGAGAGGAUUUUGCUAGACUCGGGGCUCUUAGCAACUGUGUGCUCUGCAACUGCCAAGGAGGAGGAAUCUGUGACCCAGAUACUGGAGAAUGCUAUUCUGGAGAUGAAAACAGGGAGCACAUAAGUGCUGCCUGCCCGACUGGCUUUUACCGUUCCCCUUGGAACCCACAGAGCUGCCAGCCAUGCCCAUGUCGAAGUGGUCAGGGCUGCUCGGUGCUGCCAGGGACACAGGAAGUUGUUUGCAAUAACUGCCUUCCAGGAGCUGGUGGCUCUCGCUGUGAGUUUUGUACUGAUGGCUAUUUUGGAGACCCCUUGGGUCAGAACAGCCAAGCACGUCCCUGUCAACCAUGCCAGUGUAGCAGUGUUGACCCAAAUGCUUCUGGGAUUUGCAACCACUUGACAGGGGAAUGCAAGUGCAAGGAUGGAUUCUUUGGAAAUCCUUUAUCCCCCAACCCAGCAGAGAAGUGCCGAGCUUGCAAUUGCAAUUCUGUGGGUUCUGAGCCUCUGCGGUGUCACAGUGAUGGGAGCUGCAUUUGUAAGCCAGGAUUCGAAGGGCAGAGCUGUGAACACACCCGUUGUCCAGCCUGCUAUAGUCAAGUGAAGACUCAGGUAGAUCAGUACCUCCAGCAACUGCAGGGACUGGAAAUGCUUGUAUCUCAGGUGCAGACCAGUGGAGAGCCAGGAAAUAAUGCAGAGCUGGAGAGGAAGAUGAGGGAGGCUGAGAAGAUGCUCCAGCAAGUCCUGAGAGAAGCCCAGAGUUUACAAGAUUCUGACAGGUCCUUGGGGAUCCGCCUGUCUAAGAUGAAAGCUCAAGAGUUCACCUACCAGAGUCGCUUGGAUGAGAUCAAUGAGACAGCCAACAGGUUGCAGUCUUUGGGCAGUCAGUACCAGAGCCAAGUACAAGAUGCCAGGAGGCUUGUUGCGAGAGCUCGUUUGGAUUUGGAGCAAAGCAAAGCAAAGAUGGGAGGCAUGGUUAUUCCAUCUUCAGACCUCCUUGGAGGGUCAAACCAUUUUUUAAUCCUGGCUCAAGAAGCCAUGAAGUUGGCAAACAGCCACAUGCAGCUGGCAGAUACUAUCGAGCAAGCAGCCAGGGCAGCAGCAGAAGCCUCAAAGCAGGCGCUGGGAUUGCUGCAGUCAUCUGCGAGUGGAGGAGGCAUCCUGGUGAACUCUGUGCAAGGGCUCCACAAAAAAUAUGAAGAGAUAAAAUUACUCUCAAGAGAACUGGAUGCUGAUGCUGGCAGGGCUGUGUCUGAAGCUGACAGGGCUUAUCAGGGUAGCCAGACAGUGCUUGAUUCUCUGGCUCGCUUACCAAAGGUGGACACCACAUUUUUUCAGGGGGAGGCCAAUCAGCUCCGACAGAAAGCAGAUUCUUUAAGUGGCUUGGUGGAAACGUACAUGGCAGAGUACAAGCAGCUACAAAGCAACACAAAGAAUUGGGAGGAAGAGGCCAAAGAGUUCUUGCAAAAAGGACAGAAUGACAGGCUGGUGUCAGUCCAACUGUUGUCUCGUGCCAACCUUGCCAAGAGUAAGGCUCAGCAGGCAUUGAGGGCUGGCAAUACCACUUUUGAUGAAGUUGAUGGCAUCUUGAAAAAUCUGAGGGAAUUUAAUCUUCAAGUAGGCGACAAGCAAAAAGAAGCUGAAGAUGCUAUGCGGAGGCUUCCUCUCAUCAGCAGCACGGUCGCCAGUGCCAAUGAAAAGACGGGGCGAGCAGAAGGAGCCCUGGGCACUGUCACUCUAGAAGCACAGGCUGCCAGGAAAAUGGCUGGGGAAGCAACGGAGAUUGUUGUGGGCAUUGAUCAGGAGAUAGGAAGGUUGGCCUUGGAAGCAAAUAGGACAACAGAUGGAGUGCUAGCCCUGGAGAAGGGGAUCGUUUCUUUGAGGAAUGAGGCUAGAGAUGUGGAGAGUGAGUUUCAAAGGAAAGCACUGGAGAUUGACACAGAUGCAACUAUGGCUCAGGAAGCUGUUCAGGCAUCCCAGCAAGCCAGGACAGAUGCUGUUGGUGCUGAGGGUGCUGUCCAAGAAAUGCUCAGUGCCCUGGAAGAUCUUUUGCGCAUGAUGGACCAACCUGAGGCUGCGGAUGAGCAAGGUGUGAACAUGCUUGAAAUGAAUCUCAAUAAAGCUAGAACAAGAAACAGCGAGUUGAAAGAACUGACGCUGCAACUGGAGGAAACAGCCAGCCGGCAGAAACUUCGGAUCCAGACGCUGGAAAGGAGCAUCACUGAGAUCCUUGCAGAUAUCAGGAACCUGGAGGAGAUCCGGGAUAGUCUCCCCCCAAAGUGUUACAAUGUACAACCCAUUGAGAGACCUUGAAGCCUUUAGGGGCUGAGAGAGCAGACUUCCAUGUACUCUGUUUGCCCGGUCUUGGACCUAGCAGCGUUGGAGUUAGCCAAAUGGUUUGGGGGUGAUACAAUAGAUCCAAUCCUCCUAGGACUGGCCACAUGUGACUGCUGAAUGAUCUAUUCCACUCAUCAGGCUGGAAUAACAGUUGCAUCGCCUGAUGCAGCCAUUACCUUUUGAUGCAUCAAACAAUGAAAGAAUGUGUUCUAGUUGUCCCACUCCUGGGGAGUGAGAGGGAAAUGUGCAGGCUGCAUGACAAACAAGCUAGCUAUAAAGAAACUAGUCUGUGACAGAUAUGAUUAUUGGGGAAUAUAUUAGGAGAAGACAGUCAGGUAGGUGCCCUGGUUUAAUUUGGGGACGCAGUCCAAAAUCUGAGGCCAGCAGCUGAAUCUGAACUCCCCAUUAUGUUUCCUCCAUCCUGGCCUGAUUUGAUGUAACAAGAUGGAAGUUAUACCCUGUUAAAUUAGCUAUGCUAUGCUAUCAACUUUUUAUUACCGUGAAUUACUCUUCCCUCUCCCUCUUGCCUUUAUAAUCCCACAAGGUGCUUUUCCUUCAGAAAAGCUUUAACAUCUCUGAUUUUUGUUUAUAUUAAGGAUGGGAUAAAUUUGGGACUCUAAAAGCAUACAGGCCUAAACUGGUUUAAUAGCAUUACCUCAUCCCAGGGAUUCUGGGAAUGUCGAUCAGUGAGGGGUGCUAUAUAUAUCUGACAGAGAAUUCUAAAUACUUUAAUCAAUAUUAUAAUUCCCAGAGUCCUUCAGAGUGGAAGCGGGGAAGCCUUGACAGUUGUUUGUAUAAAAGAAAUAUAAGUUUGUAGAAACAGGCCUGCCUGCAGUAGGUAUAGUGGUGAUUUAAUGUAUUUUUCCUUCAUUUUCCUCCCAUUUUGCCAUUGAAUAUGGGGAUGUGUCUGGUGGAUUGUCUGGAAUAAGCUCAGGAGUGCUUUGGUAACUUCAGGUGGCUUCAUACUGAGAACCACAUACCAGGCCUUAGGUUAUGGCUUAGCUUAAUUGCCUUACAGUGCAAUCCUAUGGAUGUCUACUCAGAAGAAAAUCCCAUUGAAUUCAAUACAAUUUACUUCUAGGUAAGUGGAUCUAGGAUUGUGUCCUAAGCUUCCUGUUUCAAAUUAGCAUCACAUUCUAGGGAGGGAUGGGACUUCUUGCUAGAGACAGACAAAAUCCCUCAGAAUUAUUCUGUUGGUUUUCAUAGCAUCUGUUUCCAUUUUAUAACUGUUUCAAAUUAUCAUUCCAAGCUGUAUUUUAAAAAGGUGAAAUAUGCCCUUGUCUUCAAACAUUUCUUCAUACACAGACAUCAUGGUGCUAAAUAUUAAGUAUUAAUAUUAAAAUUUAUUAAUAUUAAAUAUUAAGGGCUACAAUAGACAACAAAUCCCCAUGGUUUGAGAAGGCUGUUUAUUUCUUUAAUUUCAUUUCUCAUUCUGGAAACUUCUCAUCUAUUUGCAGUGUAAAACAACCUGUUAAGGAAGAAAUUAACUUGAACUUUGGAUAAAAGCAGUGAAAGCGUGCCCUAGCCAUUGAGGGAUCCUGGUCAAGGCCUUGAUUCUGUUAACAUAUCUCACCCAUUCUACCACUGUUACCUAAUGACAACUUCUUUACUAGGUCCCAGAGAUGGAUGAAAUAAAGUUCUUUGUAGUUGUUAGGCAACCAUGAGCUGGGCUUCCCUGCAACUUCACUGUCAAUCCAGAAGAGGGUUGGGGCCUUGUCCUGUGGUUUAUCAGGCAAUGACCUUGUUCUAGCAAACUCUCUCCCACCAGGGUUUGGAACCAGCUUUUGAUGCAAUAUGGGGGAGCUACUGUAUUAAAGAAAUAAAAGUAUG
This is a messenger RNA of Rhineura floridana, 5540 nucleotides long. It is a transcript of the gene LAMC2, whose product is annotated as laminin subunit gamma 2. Gene Ontology annotation, molecular function: extracellular matrix structural constituent. Bases 174 to 3686 code for a protein of 1170 amino acids. NCBI's taxonomy places the organism in Eukaryota, Metazoa, Chordata, Lepidosauria, Squamata, Rhineuridae. The record is from RefSeq and is a predicted model, not a curated record. The transcript is spliced from 23 exons.